CGUGCGCGCGCAGGAGCCGGAAGCAGAACUGGGAGCCCGGAAGUCGGGCGGGCAUCCGGGCCGCGGCGGGCCAUGGAGGGUCGCGCCGCGGGUCGUGGGCCGCCGCGCGAGGAGUCAGCGGAGGACGAGGCCGAGCUCCCUGGAGCAGCGUGGAGCGGGGACAGCGGCAAUGUGUCCCAGAGCCACAGCAGCGCCUCGGGGCCGUGGGAGGACGAGGCGUCGGAGCUGGGCGCGCCGGGCCGCGAUCUGCCGCUGCUGCGCCGCGCCGCCGCGGGCUACGCCGCCUGCCUGCUGCCGGGAGCCGGGGCGCGGCCGGAGGUCGAGGCCCUGGACGCCAGCCUGGAGGACCUGCUCACCAGAGUGGACGAGUUCGUGGGCAUGCUGGACAUGCUGCGCGGGGACUCCUCCCACGUCGUCAGUGAGGGUGUGCCUCGCAUUUACGCGAAGGCCGCGGAGAUGCGGCGGGUCUACAGCAGGAUCGACCGGCUGGAGGCCUUCGUGGGGAUGAUCGGCGCCCGCGUGGCCAGGAUGGAGGAGCAGGUGGCCAGGGCGGAGGCCGAGCUGGGCGCUUUCCCCAGCGCCUUCAGGAAGCUGCUGCACACGAUCAGCGUGCCCUCCUUGUUCAGCAAGGCGCCCUUCGGCAGGCCCCAGCAGAGCGGCUACGAGCCGCCCGUCCUGUUUCGGACCGAAGACCACUUUCCCUGUUGCAGCGAGACACCUCAGAUCUGAGUCCGCCGGCCGGCCGGCCCGCCAGGGAACGCCCGCUGCGAGGGCCGGGGCUGCUGAGUCUGCCGGCGAGGCCGCUGGUAGACCUCCACGAGGUUGGAGGACGGGGUGUUUGUCUUUGGCACACUUGUUUCCCACUGUUUGCAUGACCUCCCGUAAGGACGUGUGGCUUUCUCUCUCCAGUGCUGAACUGAGGGCUGGCUGCUUGGGGCGUCGGGGAACCUGAAGGCGUUUCUCUGUGCGCUGUGGCAGAAUUGUUGUUUUUAUGGGUUUUACAGCUCACCCAACAGUAUUACCUUUUCAGAGUUUCUAUAUUUUAUAUUAAGAAAAACUGCCCAACUGUCCCAGUCUUAUUAUUCGAUCCUAAUAGCGAUUCCAUUUUCUGUAGCUUUUAGGGUAGAUGGUAAGUUAUUUCACGUUAUAUUCUACUUUGCACAUCAUGGGUUGUAAACCGAAGGAAAUCAUACAAUUUCUGAGAAGAUGGAUUGAUUUAUUGCAAUUAAUUCUGAAGCUGUAUU
Mustela erminea (ermine) is the source of this 1244-nucleotide messenger RNA. RefSeq names its product biogenesis of lysosomal organelles complex 1 subunit 4 (gene BLOC1S4). Gene Ontology annotation, cellular component: BLOC-1 complex. Bases 73 to 729 code for a protein of 218 amino acids. The transcript has a single exon. Lineage: Eukaryota; Metazoa; Chordata; Mammalia; Carnivora; Mustelidae. The record is from RefSeq and is a predicted model, not a curated record.